AAAAUCCAAUUAUGGACCCAAUAAAUGCCCGGCCCUGUAAGUCCAAAACCUCUAUCCCCACAUUUCUUUUUAAGUGGCCCUUCGUUGAUUUUUCUCGCUCUUAAACCCUAAACCCUCCUGUAUUCAUCUAGCGGUGAAGACUAGAAGGAACAUGAAUUUCAACAACGUUAAAGUUCCCAAGGUUCCGGGUGGUGGCGCAGCUUCUACUUUGCUUAAGUUGGGACUUCUUGGUGGGGUUGGCGUGUACGCAGCUGCCAACAGUCUCUAUAAUGUUGACGGAGGGCAUCGAGCAAUUGUGUUCAAUCGUAUAGGUGGUGUCAAAGAUCAGGUUUAUGUUGAAGGGACACACAUUAUCAUUCCAUGGUUUGAGAGGCCAAUCAUCUAUGAUGUCCGUGCACGACCCCAUCUAGUGGAGAGUACUUCAGGAAGCCGUGACCUCCAGAUGGUGAAAAUCGGUCUUCGAGUUCUUACCCGUCCUGUGCCAAAUCAGUUACCUACAAUUUAUCGAACCCUUGGUGAGAAUUUUAAUGAAAGGGUCCUGCCUUCAAUUAUUCAUGAAACUCUGAAAGCUGUGGUUGCAAGGUAUAAUGCCAGCCAGCUCAUUACUCAGAGAGAGGCUGUUAGUAGGGAAAUACGGGAAGUUUUAGUAGCUCGAGCAGCCAAAUUCAAUAUUGCACUGGAUGAUGUGUCAAUUACGAGUUUAACUUUCGGGAAGGAAUUUACAGCUGCUAUUGAAGCCAAACAGGUAGCUGCACAAGAAGCUGAGAGGGCUAAAUUUAUUGUGGAGAAGGCUGAACAAGACAAGAGAAGUGCUAUUAUCAGAGCUCAGGGUGAAGCCAAGAGUGCCCAGCUGAUUGGUCAAGCUAUCGCCAACAAUCCAGCAUUUACCACUUUAAGGAAGAUCGAAGCUGCGAGAGAAAUUGCUCAUACUGUCUCAAAUUCAGCCAACAAAGUUUUCCUUGAUUCAAGUGAUCUGUUGCUGAACCUUCAAGAGAUGAAUUUAGAUCCCAAGGGGAAGAAAUAGGCAUUUCAGGUUGCAAUAAGAGUAUCAUCCCUAUCUUUUUGUUUGUCACCUGAUCAACUGUGUAGAUAUUUCCUCAAAAAGUGAGAUGUCAGCAAAUUAAAUGGCUAUUUUGCUUUAAUGGACCAUGUGAAACAAUGAAUUCUGUUGGCUCAUCAAAUUGCCAGCAACAGAUAGCCACAUCUCCUUUCGGAUCUCUUGGAAAUGUUUUUCUUGAGAAACACUAAAUUGUUGCAUUCUUUAUGAAUGUCUCUAUGGACCAAGUCUCUUUCGUUUUGUCAUAAAACAGCAGUUAUAUUUAAAUUUUUACACCUUUUUCUUCUCUGAA
Messenger RNA from Quercus robur (English oak), 1349 nucleotides. RefSeq names its product prohibitin-1, mitochondrial-like. The record is from RefSeq and is a predicted model, not a curated record. Lineage: Eukaryota; Viridiplantae; Streptophyta; Magnoliopsida; Fagales; Fagaceae. The transcript is spliced from 6 exons. Gene Ontology annotation, cellular component: mitochondrion; membrane. Bases 152 to 1024 code for a protein of 290 amino acids. Gene Ontology annotation, biological process: mitochondrion organization.